UAAUGGGGCAAACUGAGGUGGCGGGAAGCAGCAGUCAGCUGACGGAAGUAAAGAUAGGGAUUUAGUGAAUGUCAUCAGCAAUAACCCACACCUGUACCACACUGUUCAUUCCACAACCACCUUCACCCCACACUCUCAAGAUGGAGGCAGGCCAGAAGAGUUCAUUAGAUAAGAGGUUACUGCACAGGAUGUUGUAUAAGAAUGCUCGUGGCAGAACUCCUCCAUGGAAAGAUGCCUACCGUAAGAGAUGUAUGGACCGUCUCCGUUCAAAUCGGUCACAGCUGAUUGAGCACUUCCGCUCGGCUGGUGAUGCUAUCAACAACAACAACAGCAGCGGUAACCAUACGACAAAGAUGGUGCAGGAUGUGAUGGAGAUAGAAUGGGCUGCUAUGAGUCAAGCUGCUUCUGGCUUCCCCUCACUCAAUAAGGCCUCAUUCAGUGUAGAUGACCCAGAGGAGGAGGACCAGAAUUUAUUGUUUGCCAUCAUGGAAGACAUACAGCAGGAACUAGUCAGUGAAGAGGAAAAACUCCUCAUUGAUGUCCUCAACUAUGAUGCUGCAGUGCUGGCAAGUCAGGUGGCCUUGCAACAGUCAGAGGAGGUUAUCUGCCCUGUAUGUCAGAUGCAGGGAUUACAGGAGUCACCGAGAAGACCAAGUAUAUUAGCAUCCUCGACAGCUCCACUCGGGGCAGGACCUGGAGCGAACAUUCUCGUCUGUGGCUGUGGCUUAGCUUUACAAGGGGCCAACCUUACCCUUAAUACAGUGAAAUCCAGCCUAGAAAACACAGUAUCUCACCAUGGCCAGACAUGUCAGGGGCAGAUGUCCUUCACACCAACAACAGACACUCAAGGAGCCAAUGUUCUCAUCACCUGCAACAUUUGUGACUGGAUGUCCUUCUUGUUGUAGAAGUUAUUUUUAGGGUUUUUAACCAUCUCUGAGAACUUCACACAUCAUUCCUGUUGAUCUGAUAGAUUGAACAUGGCUGUGAUUAAGGUCUGGAUAGUCACCCUUUUUUUUUUUACUUUAUGAUUAAGUGUUUUAAAGUACAGUACGUAUAUGUAAAGUCUUUCUGGUAAGCCAAGAUAUAUAUUGGUGCCAUAGUGUGCCAUAAGAACAAAAAAAAUAGUGUUCGUUAGGUGAAUGGGUAGUUUAGUUCACUUUAAAUUAUACUUUUACAACUGCAGUAUUGAGGGAAUCAGUAAACUUUUGAAAAGGUGUUAGAUUAAAGUCCAAUCAACAGUACUGUACGUUAGUAUUGAGCACCCUAAAGAAAGAAAUGCAGAGGUGGAAUCUGUGUGGCUGAUUUAGCAGACCGUAAAAUUAAAAAAAAAUAAAAGUAUUGACUUAAAGGAUCAGUUUUAUCCAGUAUUAUUAGCACUGUUGUGGGAGGAGUAAAGAUAUAUGUCAGAAAAACUGAUGUAUGAAAUUCUCUUAAAGUUUUGUACAGUACAGUAGUACAGUACAGUACUUGUUAUUUUGGAGAUACUGAAGGAAAAUAUCAAAGGUUGCAAUCCUGAAAAACUGGUUCAUGAAUCCUGCAACGAUGAAGGCCAAUAGUUCCUGAAGAAUGCAUUGAAAAGAUUGGUGGCUUUAAUAAUUUAUUGAGUUUUGAGCAGGUUUUCUUGAAUUUGGGGAAGGUCUUAUAUAAGAAAAUUAGUUGAAUUUUUCUAAAAAAAAAAAUUGAUGAAGGUUAAUGAUGCCUGAAGUAUGGACAGUACAUAACAGGAUUAAUCAUAUAGCUAUUUUUUUUAUUUUUUGACAUUUUAAAUACAGUACAGCCUCAAUAAUUACAUGGCUUAGGACAACACUUUUUGGAUUUCCAACUAAAAAAAAACUUUACAUAGACUACAGUAUAAAAUGAAAAGCUGUAAUAAUAAUAAUAAUAUAUUUGUUGCAUCCUACUGCUUCACAGGAGGGUGAGCUGAGCAGUUAUCUAAAAGAAGACAAAUUUUACAGUCCUGGCAGCCCUACCUUACAGCAGAUGUUAGAUUCAGAUUUGUCCCCGAAGGAGCUAGUUUAUUGGGCACCCCCUUACAUCCUGGGCAAGGUGAAGUGCAGAAGCGUUUACAGCGCCCAACAGGGAAGUAUGAAAAGUUCAUACUUGCCUUUAUGACCCGUACAUU
Messenger RNA from Homarus americanus (American lobster), 2122 nucleotides. RefSeq names its product RPA-interacting protein B-like. The record is from RefSeq and is a predicted model, not a curated record. Gene Ontology annotation, cellular component: nucleus; PML body. The transcript has 6 exons. Gene Ontology annotation, biological process: protein import into nucleus. Bases 69 to 905 code for a protein of 278 amino acids. Lineage: Eukaryota; Metazoa; Arthropoda; Malacostraca; Decapoda; Nephropidae.